UUGGGGUGUGCUCGCGCCAUGCCUGCUGAGGGAAAGCGGAAAGUUGAAGCACUGCGAGUCGAUGCGUGUUGAUAACCAAACUUGUCGCACGUCUAUUUCUCCAUUACGAUUACAAGCGUUUGCACUUCGAACAUCCGUUGUUGCAGUCUCUUUUCCAUUGUUUUGUUUGUUUGUUUUUGCACUGACGCGCUUUCUGCUGGUUCCGAUGGCGGCGAGCCAUUUUGGGUAGUGGGUCACUCUCGCGCCACCGAGCUAACGCUAUUGUCGCAGGGCUCGUGGGAAACUAGGUGGAACUGGUUUGAGCUCGAAUAGACUGCUGCUGCACGGACACGCUAGGUGCUAAAAGGAUGGAGACUAUAGGUGGUCUGCGUGCCCCACUGACUGUAGCUUCUCUGGGGCUGGCACAGCUGCUCGGAGCGUCCUGGCCCUGGAGCCUGGCUGCGGGGCUGGGCGUUUACUUAGGAGCAGGAGGAUGGAGGUUUCUCCGUGUGGCAGCCCAAACCAUCAGCAGAGACCUCAGUGGCCUGUACGUCUUGGUCCGGGUGAAGUUCAUCGUCCGCCGCUACCUCCGUACCCGCAGUACUGUCCCCUCCAUCUUUGCCCAGCGGGUGGCGCUGCACCCAGAUAAGCCUGCCCUGGUGGAGGAGGCCACGGGCGAGGUGUGGAGCUUCUCCGAGCUGGACCGGCGCUCCAACGCCAUCGCCCACUGGGCUCUCACUGAGGGCUGGUGCUCUGGCGAUGUGGUGGCCAUCUUCAUGGAGAGCCGGCCCAUCAUGGUGGCCCUCUGGCUGGGAUUGGCUAAAGUGGGCGUGGAGGCGGCGCUCAUUAACUUUAAUCUCCGCCGGGAUUCACUGAUCCAUUGCAUAGAGGUGUCGCAGGCGCAUGGGAUGGUGUUUGGGGUGGAGCUUGUGGAUGCUGUGGCAGAGGUGAGGGGCUCUCUGUUCAGCCGGAUGACGUUCUUCUGGACAGGAGAUCUAGGAGCUGAGCAAUGUCUGGCCUCCUUCUCAGCUCAACAGCUGGAUAUUCUGUUGAACUCUCUGCCCCAAACUCCACCUCCAGUCAUCCACAAUAAAGGCUUUGAUGACAGGUUGUUCUAUAUCUACACCUCAGGUACGACUGGCCUACCCAAACCAGCCAUUGUGGUUCACAGCAGGUUCUAUCGUAUCGCUGCAUUUGGAUACUACUCCUACAGACUACAUUCUGAUGACAUCAUUUAUACCUGCCUACCUCUGUACCAUUCUGCAGGAAACAUUAUGGGGGUGGGGCAGUGUCUGAUCCACGGUCUGACGGUGGUGAUUCGAAGGAAGUUCUCUGCCAGUCGAUUCUGGGAUGACUGCGUGCGAUACAAGUGCACGGUGGCCCAGUACAUCGGUGAGAUUUGCCGCUACCUUCUGUCCCAACCGGUGCGUCCCUCCGAAUUGUCUCAUCAAGUGCGUAUCGCCAUCGGUAACGGGCUCCGCCCCGAUGUGUGGGAAGCGUUCGCCAACCGCUUCAACAUAAAACACAUCGGAGAGUUUUAUGGAGCCACUGAAUGCAACUGCAGCAUCGCUAACCUGGAUGGGAAGGUGGGGGCGUGUGGCUUUAAUAGCGUCAUCCUGCCCAAUGUUUACCCCAUCCGACUGUUGAAGGUAAAAGAAGAGAGCAUGGAGCUCAUCAGAGACAGCAGAGGCCUCUGUGUGCCCUGUGGCCCAGGUGAACCAGGGAUACUGGUGGGUCGCAUCAACCAGAAGGACCCUUUGCGCAGGUUUGAUGGCUAUGUUAACCAAGAGGCUACCAAUAAGAAGAUCAUACACAAUGUAUUCACAAAGGGAGACUCUGCCUACCUGUCAGGUGACGUGAUGGUAAUGGACGAGCUGGGUUACAUAUAUUUCAGGGACCGGAGCGGAGACACUUACCGCUGGCGAGGAGAAAACGUCUCCACCACAGAGGUGGAAGGAAUCCUGAGCUCGCUGCUGAACCAGAGAGACGUGGCUGUCUAUGGAGUCUCUGUUCCAGGUGUAGAGGGAAAGGCAGGAAUGGCUGUCAUCGCAGACACCACGCGGAAUUUCAACUAUGACACAUUCCUGCAGGGGGUGAUGAAACGCCUGCCAUCGUACGCACGCCCCAUCUUCUUACGCCUGUCACCGGUGGUCGACACAACAGGCACGUUCAAGAUACAGAAGACCCGCUUUCAAAAGGAGGGAUAUGACCCGCGGCACUCCACCGACCGGUUCUACUUUCUCAACAGCCGGAUGGGGCGUUAUGUGGCUCUAACUGAAGAAGUCUAUAAUGACAUCUUAGAAGAAAAGGUGUCUUUAUGAGACUGCACAGAGAGUGCUCAAGCUCUGUGUAUGACGAGUAAUAACAGUUCUACUGUAUUUUAGGUCUUCUCUGUGGUUACAGAAUUGUUUGAAAUGUUAGUUCGGUUAAUUAACAGUUAGUUUCUAAAUUUAAGUAAAGUACUGUUACUUGAACACCAAUGGUAAAUUUAACAAGAGUUCUAUAUUUUAUAAAAGAGUUUUUUUUUAUUCUAUAUAAGACUUACAUUUUGUACUGUAAAUAAUAGUUUUGGUUCAGUUAAAUUCACUUCAUCCUGUUCAGAUAAAGCUAAUUGAGGUGACGAUAUCAUUUAAUUGAACAAUGCUGAUACACUUAAUCUAAUUCAUCUUGUCACGUGAAUUUGUUUGCCAAGUUGAACUUGAAUUCACGAGUCCUGAGUUUUUUGUUUUGUAUAAAAAAAAGUGUACAGUAGAUUUUGUUACACAUUGCUACUCAGUGUACUCAGCUGUAAUUAAUGGUACAGUUACACUGUAACAGUGGAUACAUAAUGUAUAAUUGAUUUCAGUUAAUCAAGGUUCAGUGUUUUGUGCCGUUCAGUGGUGCCCUGGUGUAAUUUCACUUUGGUGUGCCUUUCCUAGUGUCUCAUCGUGCCGAUACUGGCAAUCUAACAGAAAGGUCUCUCUAGUAAUAGAAUAACAUUACUAGAACAAACGAAACUGACCUGUGAACACUACUGCCUCUGAAUGUUCCUGUUGUUUAGUUUGAUGAUGAAUCAUCAGUGACACUUUGGACAAAUAAAAGCUGUUGAAACGUUUUACCACA
Molecule: messenger RNA, 3081 nt
Organism: Electrophorus electricus (electric eel)
Lineage: Eukaryota; Metazoa; Chordata; Actinopteri; Gymnotiformes; Gymnotidae
Product: long-chain fatty acid transport protein 1-like
Biological process (GO): long-chain fatty acid import into cell; medium-chain fatty acid transport; long-chain fatty acid metabolic process
Cellular component (GO): plasma membrane; endoplasmic reticulum membrane; mitochondrial inner membrane
Molecular function (GO): oleoyl-CoA ligase activity; long-chain fatty acid transmembrane transporter activity
Source: RefSeq, a predicted model, not a curated record